AUGGACGAUAUCAUUGGAGCCGAUGUUAUAUUAAAGGCAUUCGGUUCUCCUGGUGACCAGGUCAGUACAGACAUAUUGAGGCCGUUGAGUUCCACUGAGAGUCCCCACUUUCCAAGCUGGCAAGAUGCUGCAAAUGCCGUUGGCAUCGCUUCUCCGGGAUCCCACAACGACAGUCGCCCGCAUAUUGACCGUGUGGACAGGACAAUUUUAGCAAGUGCAGAGCCGCUGGCGGCCAGUUUUGAUUGCUUGUUAUGCCCCUUUUGCAAACGGCCCUCGCUUAAAGACUUGCAUGCCGUUCAUGUCGCCGAAUGUAUCAAGAACCCGGAAUCCGAAGCCGGUAAAAAAGCCGCCGCGACUCGCCAGAAAACCAAGCCAGAAGUAAAAAUUGAGUCGCCUGCGAUUGCCGAGAAAAAAAUCGAGGUCAAAGUCGAAGAAAAACCUGGCAAGAAACGCAAAGCCCCUGCCUCAACCUCGGCCACGGCUCAGCCUGGAGAGCAAGGUAAAAAGCGCGCCCGCAAAGAACGUCAGCCAAAACAGCCGAGAGCCAAGGCUCCGCUUAAUCUCGACAAGCAAUGCGGUGUUGUUCUGUCUAAUGGCAGUCCCUGUAUGCGUUCUCUUACUUGCAAGGCCCACUCCAUGGGAGCCAAACGAGCUGUUCAAGGCAGAAGCAUGCCCUAUGAUGUCUUGCUCGCCAACUAUCAGCGACAAAAUCAAAUCAAAGCAGGCUCCAACAUCAAAUCAUCUGAGCCUGCCGAGCCAGAAGAACCGCUCAACCCAGAAAAGGAGUAUCAGCAGAUUGUUGAGGGCAUGCGUAAAGUCCAUUGUAUUCCCCUACAUCGCAGAGUUCUUAUGCCUACACGCAUGCGAACCAGGAACUUUAGACUCCGCGAAAUGUUGGCGCUGGCGCUACUUCCUCGCGGAAUGUCCGGCACUGGAGAUUCCCUCUUUGGACGGACUUUAGCAUUCCGACCUGAGAACCCCAGCCAUCUACAAUAUGUUCGUGCUCCUGCUGUUCAGCGAGCGAUGUAUCUAGCCGCACUACAGCAGCAACAGCAGCAACAACGCCAGCAGCAACAGCAGCAGCAACAGCAACAACAGAGAAGAUAG
This is a messenger RNA of Wickerhamiella sorbophila, 1107 nucleotides long. RefSeq names its product SAGA-associated factor 73. Bases 1 to 1107 code for a protein of 368 amino acids. Gene Ontology annotation, biological process: regulation of transcription by RNA polymerase II; regulatory ncRNA-mediated heterochromatin formation; RITS complex assembly. Gene Ontology annotation, cellular component: SAGA complex. Lineage: Eukaryota; Fungi; Ascomycota; Dipodascomycetes; Dipodascales; Trichomonascaceae. The record is from RefSeq and is a predicted model, not a curated record. The transcript has a single exon.